GCUUCAGCUGAGCUGGGGACAGCCCACGACACCCUUCCAAGUUGCCUUGGCUGUGAGCGCGGUUCUGCCUUCAUUACAAGCAGGUUUUCUGGUGUUGUUGUUUUGUUUUGUUUUGUUUUUUGACGGAGUUUCGCUCUUUGUUGCCCAGGCUGGAGUGCAGUGGCGCAAUCUCGGCUCACUGCAACCUCCGCCACCCAGGUUCAAGCAAUUCUCCUGCCUCAGCCUCCUGAGUAGCUGGAAUUACAGGAGCCCACCACCACGCCCAGUUAAUUUUUUUUAUUUUUAGUAGAGAUGGAGUUUCACCAUGUUGGCUAGGCUGGUCUCAAUCUCCUGACUUCAGGCGAUCCACCUGCCUCAGCCUCCUAAAGUGCUGGGAUUACAGGUGUGAGCCACCGUGCCUGGCUAAUGAGCAAGUUUUUAAAGGCAAAUUUCUUCCUCAGUCAGGUGUGGCAGGGCCUGAGGGGGCAGCUGGGUGUCCCCGCUCAGAUCCAGGCCUGAGUGGGCUGGGUGGCUGCAGAGCCAGUCACCUGAGCUACCCAGGGUGGGAUCCCUGGCCCCGACCUCUGUCCUGACACACCCCAAGUGGCAGCAAUAAAGCCCCAAGUGGCCUGGGCCUGGGCAGGAGGAGCUGGGCCGGGUGCCAGAUACUGGGAUCAGCCACUGCAGCUCCCCGAGCACUCUCUCCACAGAGACGCGGACCCCAGACAUGAGGAGGCUCCUCAUGGUCACCAGCCUUGUGGCUGUGCUGCUGUGGGAGGCAGGUGCAGCCCCAGCACCCAAGGUCCCUAUCAAGAUGCAAGUCAAACACCGGCCCUCAGAGCAGGACACAGAGAAGGCCUGGGGCGCCCGUGUGGUGGAGCCUCCGGAGAAGGAUGACCAGCUGGUGGUGCUGUUCCCCAUCCAGAAGCCGAAGCUCUUGACCACCGAGGAGAAGCCACCAGGCACCAAGGCCUGGGUGGAGACCGAGGACACCCUGGGCCGUGUGCUGAGCCCCCAGCAGGGUCCCGAGCCCGACCAUGACAGCCUGUACCACCCUCCGCCUGAGGAGGACCAGGGCAAGGAGGGGCCCCAGUUGUGGGUGAUGCCAAAUCGCCAGGUGCUCCUGGGACCGGAGGAAGACCAAGACCACAUCUACCACCCCCAGUAGGGCUCCAGGGGCCAUCACUGCCCCGCCCUGUCCCAAGGCCCAGGCUGUUGGGACUAGGACCCUCCCUACCCUGCCCCAGCUAGACAAAUAAACCCCAGCUGGCCGGGAGCAGUGGCUCACGUCUGUAAUCCCAGCACUUUUGGAGGCCAAGGCAGGCGGAUCACCUGAAAUCAGGAGUUCCAGACCAGCCUGGGCAACACGGUGUAACCCCGUCUCUACUAAAAAUACAAAAAUUAGCCGGG
This is a messenger RNA of Symphalangus syndactylus (siamang), 1389 nucleotides long. RefSeq names its product proline rich acidic protein 1 (gene PRAP1). The record is from RefSeq and is a predicted model, not a curated record. NCBI's taxonomy places the organism in Eukaryota, Metazoa, Chordata, Mammalia, Primates, Hylobatidae.